Molecule: messenger RNA, 824 nt
Organism: Durio zibethinus
Lineage: Eukaryota; Viridiplantae; Streptophyta; Magnoliopsida; Malvales; Malvaceae
Source: RefSeq, a predicted model, not a curated record
CGCAGCCAGCUAUCUUCACUUUCCUAUCUCUUUACACUCCAAUCUGUCCCUAUUUAUGAUGUCUUCCCUUGCCAUGGAUUUCUAUUCUAACCAAGCCAAACCAACCACCUGAAACUUCAAUAACAUAGAUUGCGGUUCUCACUUCUUUCAUGUCCGUUAGUGAGAAGGAGCCUUGUAAAUUUCAAUCACCCACGGCUGCCAAGCCCCAACCGAAGCACAAGACCAAGACCGAGCGCGUCUCCAAAAAACGUGCCGGUGAUCAAGACGACACCCCGUUUCGCGGGGUACGUAAGCGGAGGUGGGGGCGUUACGUGUCGGAGAUACGCUUACCGGGUCAAAAGACUCGGAUAUGGCUGGGGUCGUUUGGCUCACCAGAAAUGGCGGCCCGAGCAUAUGACUCGGCCGCGUUCUUCUUGAAGGGUGAGUCGGCUAUACUUAACUUCCCCGACUUGGUUGGGUCGCUUCCCCGGCCACAAUCGUACUCCAGGAGGGACAUACAAUCCGCUGCGGCUAAAGCGGCUUUGCAGGAACCGGUUGGAAACCGAGACAGGUUUGAACCUAGUGUAAAUACUGUGUCGGAUGAUGGUCCCGAAUGCUUCGCUUGGUGGGAUGAGUUGGCGGUGUUGCCGUUUGAGGAAGUGAAAGGAACUCCUUUACCCAGCCCUAUGAGGUUUCAUUCAGCGGAGGGAGAGCUGUGGUCUUUCAUGGAUCACGAUGACCUCUUAACUUCCUGCUUUGAGUUUUGAGUUGUAAAUAUAAUGGUAUUUCAAUCUUCCUUAUCCAGUUGAUUGAAUUAUUAAAUUUAAUGGACAAGAUUAGAAGAA